AUGGAGGUGAGUUGGGCUGUGGCGGCGGUAGCGGCGGCGGUGGCGGCGUUUGCGGCGGUGAAAUGGGCGGCGAAGAGUUUGAAUGAGUGGAUAUAUGAGGCGAAAUUAGGUGACCGGCGGAUGGCUCUGCCGCCGGGGGAUUUGGGUUGGCCUUUAAUUGGAAAUAUGUUGGCUUUCCUUAGAGCUUUCAAGUCUAAGAAUCCUGAAACCUUCAUUGAUAGCUAUGUUUCAAGGUUUGGGAAAAUCGGUGUCUACAAGGUUCAUUUGUUUGGAAACCCUAGCGUGGUUGUGACGACGCCGGAGACAUGCCGGAAAGUCCUUACAGACGACGAGGCCUUUCAGCCAGGUUGGCCACGCUCGGCCAUAGAGCUCAUCGGAAAGAAGUCCUUCAUCGAAAUGCCGGUCGAGGAACACAAGCGCCUCCGCCGCUUAACCUCUGCUCCGGUGAACGGCUUCGAGGCUUUAAGCAAUUACAUUCCUUACAUUGAAGAGAGUGUGUUGAAAUCUUUGGGAAAAUGGUCCGAUAUGGGGCCAAUCGAAUUCUUAACUCAACUUCGUAAGCUCACAUUCACCAUUAUCAUGUAUAUUUUCCUUAGUGCGGAGAGCGAACCGGUAAUGGAGGCGUUAGAGAAGGAGUACACUCGGCUUAACUACGGUGUUCGAGCCCUGAGAAUUAACUUUCCUGGAUUUGCUUACCACAAAGCACUCAAGGCUCGGAAGAAUCUUGUUGCCGCGUUGCAACGAAUUGUGACUGAUCGAAGAAAGCGAAGAUUGGACAAAUGGGCGCCGAAGAGGAAGGACAUGAUGGACGCUCUGAUUGAUGUUGAAGAUGAAAAUGGCAGAAAAUUGACUGAUGAGGAGAUCAUUGAUAUUCUAGUGAUGUACUUGAAUGCAGGUCAUGAAUCUUCAGGCCAUACCAUGAUGUGGGCAACUAUUUUGUUGAAUCAACACCCAGAAGUUCUCAAGAAAGCUAAGGCAGAGCAGGAGGAAAUUGUGAGGAGGAGACCUCCAGGUCAAAAGGGAUUGACAUUGAAAGAAUGCAGGGAAAUGGAAUAUCUCUCAAAGGUGGUCGAUGAGACUCUUCGCUAUGUAUCAUUCUCUCUUGUUGUCUUCAGAGAAGCACAAAUGGAUGUCAAUCUCAAUGGGUAUCUAAUUCCCAAGGGUUGGAAAGUGCUGGCUUGGUUCAGAAGCAUUCACUAUGACAGUGAAGUUUACCCAGACCCAAAGAAAUUUGACCCUUCAAGAUGGGAUAAUUUUGUCCCAAAAGCAGGAGAGUUUCUUCCAUUUGGAGCAGGAAGCAGGCUGUGCCCAGGAAAUGAUCUAGCCAAAUUGGAGAUCUGCAUUUUCAUUCACUAUUUUCUCCUCAAUUACAAGCUUGAAUGGCUGACCCCUGAUUGUCCAAUCUUGUAUCUGCCUCAUUCAAGGCCAAAGGACAAUUGCUUGGCUAAAAUCAGUAAGAAUUCCAGCACUGUUGUGUGAGGAGAGUUUAUAGUUUUUAUGUACGUAUAAUGGGUGUUGUACUGUUAAUGCCCCACACAGAAAGACACAUGCAUUGCCAAAUCUUGGCUUCUUCCUGUGUCAUUUGUAGUGAAUUUUGUACUGGAAUUCUGGUUCAAAUAAAUUAGUAGUUUCUGCAGUC
Messenger RNA from Benincasa hispida (wax gourd), 1639 nucleotides. RefSeq names its product ent-kaurenoic acid oxidase 1-like. Gene Ontology annotation, biological process: brassinosteroid biosynthetic process; brassinosteroid homeostasis; multicellular organism development. Gene Ontology annotation, molecular function: ent-kaurenoic acid monooxygenase activity; heme binding; iron ion binding. Gene Ontology annotation, cellular component: endoplasmic reticulum. The record is from RefSeq and is a predicted model, not a curated record. NCBI's taxonomy places the organism in Eukaryota, Viridiplantae, Streptophyta, Magnoliopsida, Cucurbitales, Cucurbitaceae.